CCCCACAUAUACUGUGUCUGUUUGGGUAUAAUCUGGCAGACUCCGCCCCGGCAGCACCUCCAGCUGAUGGUCUGCCUGCGAGCUGCUGAAUGUUUGGAAUUGUUGUGAUGGGAGGCCGCAGCCAUCUUGGAUGAGCACCGCUCCGCACCGAGUACCAACGGUCGACGGUGACGGUGAAGCAGCCAGCCAGCUAGCUAACGUUAGCUGCUGCUCGGAGACAUUAACCUCACCUCUUAUUACGACUAUGCUUUAUUUGCGCCUGUCUUGUAGUCGACGCAAUGUGUGCGCAAAAAUGGGCAUAAGUAGUUUUAGACGUUUUGCGACUGUAAUUUAGAAAAAGGAAAGGCGUUGCUGAACCUCGGUAUAUUUUUACAUUUCUGGAUAGAGGAGUUACUAUGAAUGGAGGAUAAAUGUUGCCGAAGGCUGACAGCAGCAGUUUCGUCCUCCUCUUCUCUCUUCUCUUCGUUCUCACACUAACGGACCCACCACGGACAGGUCCACGGCUAGCUCUGGCAAGAUUAUUGUCGGAGCAGCGCUGCAACACUGGGCAGUUCGCCUGCCGCAGUGGGAAGAUGCAGUGUAUCCCGAUGUCCUGGCAGUGUGACGGCUGGACAGCAUGCGAGGACAAAAGCGACGAGAUGGACUGUCCCGUUAUAAAGGCGGAGAGGUUUCGCUUUGAGAAUGGAUACGAGAACGUAGAAGACGUCAUCGGCGUGGCUCAGCCCGUUCGCUUCAACAAGAAGUGUCCCAACGGCUGGCAUCACUACGAGAAGACGGCCAGCUGCUACAAAGUCUACCUGAAGAACGAGGACUACUGGAAGGCCGUGGAUACGUGCCAGAAGGUUAAUGGCUCCUUGGCUACGUUCGUGACCAGUGAAGAGCUCCAGUUCAUACUGGAGAUCGAGCUGGACUUUGACGACAAAGUGUGUGAGCUCAGAGAACAGUGCACGUUUUGGGUGGGCUAUCAGUAUGUGAUCACCAAUCGAAGUCACACCUUGGAGGGCCGUUGGGAAGUGGCUUCCAAAGGGUCCAUGCAGGUGAUUUGGCCGCCUGAGGGCCUGGAGAAGUUUGGGGAGACCUCUCCCUCUCAGGACAACGUCUUCUGUGCCCAGCUGCAACGCUUCCAGAGCAAGAGCAUGAAUGAACACGGCCUGCACAGCUGGGACGCUGAGAACUGCUACAAGAAGUUCCCGUUCCUCUGCAAGAGGAGGCAAACAUGUGUGGAUAUAAAAGACAAUGUAGUAAAUGAGGGCUACUACUUCACCCCGAAGGGGGACGACCCGUGUCUGAGCUGCACGUGUCAUGAUGGCGAGCCGGAGAUGUGUGUGGCGGCGCUGUGUGAGCGGCCGCAGGGCUGCACUCGCUUUCAGAAGGAUCCCAAAGAGUGCUGCAAGUUCACCUGCCUGGAUCCCGAUGGAAGCACUCUGUUUGAUUCGAUGGCCAGUGGGAUGAGGCUGAUCGUCAGCUGCAUCUCAUCCUUCCUCAUCCUGUCGCUGCUGCUCUUCAUGGUGCACAGACUUCGUCAGAGAAGACGCGAACGCAUCGAGACUCUGAUCGGAGGCAACUUGCACCACUUCAACCUCGGAAGACGAGUGCCGGGCUUCGACUACGGCCCGGAUGUCUUCGGCACCGGUCUCACUCCUCUGCACCUGUCUGAUGAUGGUGAAGGCGGGGCUUUUCAUUUCCAGGAGCCGCCUCCGCCGUACGCCGCCUACAAAUAUGCCGACAUCCAGCACCCAGACGACCCCCCUCCUCCGUACGAAGCCUCCAUCAACCCAGACACCUUCCUCUACGUGGACUUUGGACACAGCGGAGUCUCUAUGGUGCCGAGCCAGAUGAACUCUCUGGGCGACGGGCUAGAGGUCGAACUUCCCAACUCCCUCGCUCCAGCGCCCGUUUGUGUGCCAUCGUCUCAAGAGAGGGAGGACUCCAUAGACAGCAGCACCCUCCUGGUGGGCCCUGACACGCCAACAGAUGGCCACGCCCCCGCCCCUCUGCCCGCAGACUGCACGUCCUCCCUCAGCACUGUGGUAUAGGAGCGAAGGACAGAGCCGCACCCGGAUCUCUCUAGUCAGAACCGCAGGCUGCUGAUGUCGGCUGCAGGGAACAGACUUGUAUUUUGUACAGACGUAUAAGAAAGAGCGGCGACUGUUUUCUUAAAGCGGGGUUUUUCCUUCUAAAGACGAAGUGUUCGGAUUUGUUUGCUUUUUGAAGACACUGGCAUCUGAGGGAGCAGCAAGGACUGAUUCUGUACAAAAAAACCAAAAACGUCCCAAUAAUUUGACAUGGCUGCACUCCUUGUUUUGUCGCUGAGAAGCAGCCUUAUUGGGUGAAACCCCGUCUGCUGUAAAUGCUCCCUGAGGUUCAGACUUUAUACCUGUGUGUUUCAGUCCCACACAGCAUCAAACUACCAACCCAGCUUUUGUUGCCCGUACGCUUUUUGUUGCGUCACACUUUGAAACGGCAGCGUCUUUACCGAUCUCCGAGCUACCAUAACAUCCACAGCAUGACCCGACAUGAUGAAACCCUUCAUUUUUACAAUCCGAUCUAAGCAGCCGUCUUCCAGAUUUAUAGCACAGAUUUGCAGAAGCAGAUGUUUUAUAGCUCAGAAGGUGUUUGGUAGUCUGUUAUAGUUGGGCUUUUAUUGGGUUACGCUGACAAAAAGCUUUAGAUGUCAGAAAACUGUGUCGAUGCUGGUUGUUAUCAGUUUGGUGUUACGUUUGUUUAUUAAUUUAUGACUGCAGGCUGUAAUUUUGGUUGCUUGUUGGAAAUGUGUAAGCUGAUUUUGAUCAAUGAUGUGACACAGACCUGGUUGCUGUGUGGGUAAAGAUUAGAGAUGAAGAUGUUUCCUAGAAGGAAAAAUAUUGAUUUAAAAGAUUUCUCCAAUUAUGAAUUAAGUCAUGCUAACAUUCAAAUGAUAUAUUAUUUGUGGUUGAGCCUUUGUGUACAGUCUUCACGUAUUGGUUUGUGAGGUAAGCUCAUCGACUGUCGCUUCCUGUCCAUCCCAGAAUGUGCCAACCAGGCGUGGGCUGGCAUAACGUUUUCUUGGUGACAUCAUUUUAGUAAAAACAUGCAUAUCAAGAUAUUUUCAGGCCACUGUGAAACAAAAAGGCAGCGUAUAGCGUAAUCUUAUAUAUUAAUUAAAAGCAUGCCUUGGUGUUGCUAAAACAAUCUGAGAUAUUGUUUAUUACAGGUACAUAAAACGGAGAAUAAACACAAACCACAUAUAUUAGCAGCUAUCAGCCAAACAUGUUGAUUGUUCACAAUGUUUCUAUUUAAUCCUGUAAUUCUGGAUGAGUUUGGAAAAUUCUUCAUGAUAUUAUUAAAUCAAGGUGUUGAGGUUUCCCCAAACUUUAAUAAUCCAAAUAAAUAAAAAGACUUUUUUGCAUUGGCAUGCAGACAAAUGUUGACUUGCCACUCUAAGAGCUGACCAGCUAUAAAAGGAAACUCAUUCUGAAGUUAUUAAAUUAAAAAUAUUUGCAAACAACCUGAUUUGUUGUUUGUAUAAUCCAAGGACAAAUGAAUGAAACAGUCCAAGGAUAAAUGAAAACAAUUAAGUGCUUUUUGGCUUCUGGACCCAAAAAAGCAUUAAUUACAUUGAUUUCUGGAGAUGGAUCAAAAGCUUUAGAGUCUUUCUUUCAUUACUAUACAUCAUAUUAAUGCUCAAUUAAAAAAUCUAUAUGUUUAUUUGACUUUGAAAUGGAGAGACGUUUGUGGAGUUUCCAAAAAAUAUAGUGAACUAUCCCUUUAACACACUGCUGAAUUGUAAACCGACCAAAUAAUAAACCUCAACCUGUUAAAUGUUUUUUAUUUUUUUUUUUUUAUUUUUUUUUACUGUCAUAAAAUCUACCAGGAAAAAAAAAUAAUUUUGAAGUGUAAACUUUGUAGUAACCAUGAGUGUGGAAUAGUUUAGGUUUUUUCCCAGUUUAAAAACUCAGAAAACUGAUCAUUAUCAGAUCUACCGAGCCAGCAGUCCGCUGCUUGACGUACAAAGCUAGCCAACUAGUUUUAAAUCAAAAAUAUUUCCAAACAGCCUGAUUUCUUGUCCUUAACAUCCAAGCACAAGUUUAAUUCCUCAGCUCUACCUCUUUCUCUGGCAUCUUAUUAAAGGGAAUUAAAAUGGGUGGCCAGCCCAUGCCUGCGUUGAACCUCUGCAGAACGUGAUGGUUUCUGCAAAACUGUUGCUGUUCUCGUUUUGUCAUUUUCUCUCUUUGAUGAAAUGUGUAUUUAGAAAAAAAAAAAAAAAGUUCGGA
Molecule: messenger RNA, 4253 nt
Organism: Gambusia affinis (western mosquitofish)
Lineage: Eukaryota; Metazoa; Chordata; Actinopteri; Cyprinodontiformes; Poeciliidae
Gene: dgcr2
Product: DiGeorge syndrome critical region gene 2
Exons: 11
Coding region: 411-2036 (541 amino acids)
Cellular component (GO): membrane
Molecular function (GO): protein binding
Source: RefSeq, a predicted model, not a curated record